UUGUGUCUUCCUACUGUCCUCCCUUGUCCAUUUGUAGGCAUGAGCCAUGAGCCAAAGUCACCAUCUUUAGGAAUGAUCUCCACGGCGACACGUACCACGGCGACAGUCAGCCCCCUCACCCCGUCACCUCUCAACGGCUCCAUCGUAGCAAAUGGAAGCCCAGCUGCUCAGUCAGCUCACUCUGGAUUUGCUGCAGCCCUCCGUAAAUUGGCAAAACAGGCCGAAGAACCUCGAGGUAAUGCGGUGAACCAAGGCCUGUGUUUUUUGCCCCUUCAUGGGAGGGAGCGGGUGUAUGUGGCUCAGCUUGAGCAAUCAUCUGUGGAGGCAGACUGGGAGAGUGGGGCGGGUAAUGGAGCCGCAUCCUCAAUCAGUAGCGAGUCAUCUCCAGUCUCCUCCCCAGCCACCAACCACAGCUCUCCGGUCAGUACCCCCAAGAGAGGUCCCCUUGGUCCAGGACCUGUUCUGGUUCCCCCGGCGGGCCACAGUGUGCCAAAUACCCCACCUGUAGUCACCAUUGCUCCAACAAAGACCAGCAACGGCCUGUGGAGGAACGACGGUCGCCAGGGUGACUCGGGGCCUCGUGGGGCCAGCAGGGAGCGUCUGGGCGCAGAGGGGUCGCUCUCCCAAGAGAAGGGAGGCCCCUCGGUUCCUGCUCACCUUUUGGGAAACCCCUAUGCCUUUGGUCUCACCCCUGGUGCUGUCAUGCAGGACUCCCGCUUUCAGCCACUGAACCUGCCCAGACAGUUGACUAAUGCGGUACCUCCGGGUCCGGUACCAGAGGAGUACCUUCGGGGUUUCCGGCCCUAUGCUGAGGAUGCCCUCAGGAUGCCAUCUUUGCCCUUGGGCCUGGACCCAGCCACUGCAGCAGCUGCAGCUGCCUACUACCACCCCAGCUACCUGCCUCACCCCUCCUUCACGCCAUACAGGAUGGAUGAUCCGUUCUGCCUCUCUGCUUUGAGGUCACCUUUCUAUUCACUGCCAACAGGGGGAGCGUUGCCCCCUCUCCAUCCCCCUACUGUUCACAUGCACCUGCCAGGGGUCCGCUACCCUGGAGACUUCACGCAUCCUUCCCUGUCAGCUCUGCAGUCUGAGAGGCUCCAGCUGGAGGAUGAAAUGCGGCAGCGUGAGAGGGAGCGGGAACGAGAACGGGAGCGGGAGAAAGAGAGGGAGCGUGAGGCGGAGAGGGAGAAAGAGCGGGAGAGGGAACGAGAGCGGGAAAGGGAGCGAGAGAAGGAGCUGGAGAGGGAGAGGGAGCGCGAAAGGGAACGGGAGCGGGAGAGAGAACGGGAAAAGGAGAGGGAGAGAGAGAAGGAGCUGGAGAGGCAGAAGGAGAGGACACUGAGGGAGAAGGAGCUGCAGGCGUCCAAAGCCAUGGAGAACCACUACCUAGCUGAGCUCCAUGCCAUGAGGGGACAGGAGGAACGAACCAAGCCUGAGAGACUGACCCCUAAUCGGGCUGACAAAACCAAAGAGCCCGCACUUCCAGCCCCGAAGCCAGUCCCACCUGGAAUCCACACUUCAAUGGUUCCGCCACAUCAUUCUGUUCCUGGCCUGAUCUCAGGCCACGGCCUAUACAUGGGGCCCAGUACUGUAAAUGCGGGCCUCUCAGCCUCUAUGAUCGCUCAGAGGACCAAUGAGGAAGAGAGGUGGUUGGCGCGGCAACGCAAGCUGCGGCAGGAAAAGGAAGACCGCCAGUACCAAGUGUCUGAAUUCCGCCAGCAGGUUCUGGAGCAGCAUCUGGAUCUGGGCCGGCCAGCAGACGCCUCAGAUCACAGGACAGACUCUCACAGAUCCAUACCAAAUCACCAUGAACCGGGCAGCCGGGAGCAUCUCCCUCACUUAGGGGGCCCUCCACCUCUCAUCUCUCCGAAGCCCCCACAGUCGCAGCGUGAACAUCACCCUCCUCCUCCUACAACCCUGUGGAACCCUGCUUCUCUUAUAGAAACAAGCUCAGACUCCAGACGUAGCCACGAGCCCUCAGGGAUGGGACACUACGAGCUCAGUCAGUUGCCCCCAGGGCCCUCCAAAUACGAGGACGGAGUGCGAAGAAGAGAUGUGGGAGCAAUGGAGAAAUAUCCCCAUCUAAGAGGCCCCCCAGGCCUGACCGAGCCCAGCACCUUCCUUGCCGAUCUAGAGAAAUCCACCCAGACCUUUCUGAGCCAACAGAGGGCAUCGCUCUCACUGUCAAGCCAGUAUGAAAUGGAGGGAGCCUUCAAAAGCAGUGCUGGACUGAAGAGCCUCCAGGCACACCCGGGGUCAAGCAGACACGGACAAGGACUUGGAAUGAUCCCCGGACCAGUGACGGGACAGGCCUCCACACCGGGCCUAGGUCCAGACGCAGUGCUGAUCUUUGAUGAGUUCCUUCAGCAGCACCGGCGGCCUGUAAGUAAGCUGGACCUGGAGGAGAAGAGGAGACGGGAGGCCAAAGAGAAAGGUUACUACUAUGAGCUGGACGACUCGUACGAUGAGAGUGAUGAGGAGGAGGUGAGAGCCCAUCUCAGGAGAGUAGCAGAGCAGCCCCCACUCAAACUGGAUGACUCCACAGAGAAAUUGGACUUCCUGAGAGUGUUUGGCCUGACCACGGUUGGCAGGCGCGAUGAGAUUGUGCAGCAGAAGAGGAGAAAGAGGAGGAGGAUGCUCAGGGAGCGAAGCCCUUCCCCACCUGCCUCGCAGUCAAAACGCACUCCCCCUCCUUCUCAACUCAGCACUCGCUUCACCCCAGAGGAAAUGGAUCGAGCGCCUGAGCUGGAGGACAAAAAGAGAUUCCUCACCAUGUUCAGACUGUCACAUGUCACCAUACAAGAGAGGAGAGCUGAGCUCAACCAGCUUUACUUGCACUACAGCCCCAUGAACGUGCUGACUGGAGCCUCCAAGGACAUUAUAAGGGACAAUGAAAGGGUGGUGGAGCUCCUUCAAGCCAUCAAAGAAAAGAGUGUAACCUUGGAUACAAUCAGGCAUUCUCCUCAUCCGCUGUGUAAAAGCCCUCCAGCGCAAACCUCUGAUCCAGCAUGUGCUCAGCCCUCCUCUGAAUCAGAAGACCACCAUAAUGUCAGACUGCAUAGCCCCCCCUCGCAUUGCCCCGCAUCCCCUAAUGGCCAUCCAAAACCCCUCGGGGACACGUUAAGACCAAAGGCACCCUCUUCUCCAGCUGUCUACCCAGACAAGGCCCGGGGGCCCAGUGAGGGACCCAUCUCAAAGCGCAGCUCCAGCCUACUCAACAGCUUGCGGCCCCCACUCCCCCUGCAGGCUAAAGAGGGGCUUCAGAGCGUGAAUGGACGCACAAAAGCCUGGGACAGCUUCACCCCGGAAGAAUUUGCCCAGCAGUUCCACGAAUCUGUCCUUCAGUCCACUCAGAAAGCUCUGCAGAAACACAAAGGUGGAGCCACCGGGGUGUCGGAGUCGUCUCACCUCCAGGAAUCCUCUGUUCACUACAACAUUCCCGAGCUUCAGAGCGCCCCCGGCCGGCCCCCUCAGCCGCUCCCACAGCCCCACGCCAACGCACAGUCCUUUCCCCACCCGCACCCACACCCUUACCCUCAGCCCAACGGGCAGCACUUUUCAAUGCCCCUCCACAAGGAGGCCUCAGGGAUGAGGGAGGACCUGUCCGGUCCAGAGGAUUCUGAGGAGGAUGAAGACGAGGAGGAAGAGGAGGCAUCUGUUCCCAAGUGGCAGGGGAUUGAAUCUAUAUUUGAAGCCUAUCAGGAAUAUGUUGAAGAGCAAAGUUUGGAAAGACAAGUCCUGCAGAGCCAGUGUCGAAGACUCGAAGCUCAGAAUUACAACCUCAGUCUGACUGCUGAGCAGCUGUCUCAUACCAUGGGGGAGCUGAUGACCCAGAGGCAAAAGCUGGCGGUGGAAAGGGAGAAGCUCCAAGCAGAGCUGGAGCACUUCAGGAAGUGUUUGACGCUGCCACAGACACACUGGCCCCGAGGAGGCCAUUACAAAGGCUACCCUCCCAGGUGACCCCGACACACUGACCCCAAGCCCCGCAGGCCGCAGCCACCUCCCGCUCACACAGAGACCCAGAGUUUAUUUUUCACCGCCUAGUCUUCAUGCCUCCGUUUGAGGAGAAUGUCGCCGGCUCGAUGAGUGAAUGAACUAUGAGAGUGAAUGCAGAUGGGUGAAUGCACAGGACCAUCGAGUGAAGGACAGUCAUCCAUCGGAUCGUGGCUCGCCAGGGACUGCACCAUAAGCCACCGACACGUGCCAAUGUAGCCAACACAAGACCAGUGGGGGUGCGGGAGCGCAGAGGCCCAGGAACAACACACGCCUGCUUUUCUCAUCCCUCAGCUCCCGCUACCCUGCUCAGUCCUCGCAUCUCUCACCGCCACAGCUACACAGACAAUCCUGCCAAUGAGGGAGCAGCUACCCCGGGAGGGGUAUCACCACAAGACUUGAAAGCUCCGAAAUCUCCAAGCAAAGGCCUCCGGUUAGUCGGGACUGAUUUUCUUAUCACCGUGGCCACGUGAGGUUUUGAACUGGAAAUGCACUUAAGAAUAAAAGCUGAAGAACUACCUGGUGGUACUGUGUUACAACAAAGAACUGUUCCAAUUAGGGAAGAACCUAGAAAAUGCACAUUUUUGGAAAGAAUUAAGGAAAUGUUUUAUUUCAAAAUAGAAAAUUUGAAAAUAAGAAUUUUAAAGGGUGCUUCAGCCUUGUAUUGUAUAUAAUAUGAAGACUUAAAAGAAUUUUGUAUGUUUUUAUUACUUUAAUCAUUGUUCUUUUGAAAGAAAAAGCCUGCCAUUUUUAUAUGUUUCUGCUUUUUUUAUUUUUUUUU
Messenger RNA from Menidia menidia (Atlantic silverside), 4774 nucleotides. Lineage: Eukaryota; Metazoa; Chordata; Actinopteri; Atheriniformes; Atherinopsidae. The record is from the annotation of a GenBank genome assembly.